Molecule: messenger RNA, 2175 nt
Organism: Salvia miltiorrhiza (redroot sage)
Lineage: Eukaryota; Viridiplantae; Streptophyta; Magnoliopsida; Lamiales; Lamiaceae
Product: ATP-dependent 6-phosphofructokinase 1-like
Exons: 11
Coding region: 392-1978 (528 amino acids)
Biological process (GO): glycolytic process; fructose 6-phosphate metabolic process
Cellular component (GO): cytoplasm
Molecular function (GO): 6-phosphofructokinase activity; ATP binding
Source: RefSeq, a predicted model, not a curated record
UAGCCGGUCCAGCAAUCAGACGUUGUACCCUGCGGUAAGAAGAUUGGACAUUACCGGACAACUGCUGAAAUAAAGCCGUUUUUCUCUCUCCUCUUCUCUCUCUCUCUCCCUCUCAGCGCUCCACUCCAAAUUUCCGUGAACAUCUAUCCGAAAUCUCUGCCAACUGUUUUUUCUCUCUCGUUCCACGCAGAAAUAACUCGACAAGAUCAAGAUUUGAAUAUCAUCAACAAGAUUAAAGAGGAAACUUGGGCCAGGCGCAACGUUUCUAUAUAUUUUUCACACACAGCACACACAGAGAGCAAUUUUAAGGCAAGUACAGAAACAUCAUAUAUCCAUAUAUAUAUAUAUUAUAUUACUUGUUGCGAAAGUUUCUGUUGGUGUUGGGAAAUUGAUGGGAUCGAUGUCUACUGGUGUUGGCGCUGCCAUCGCGCCCGCAGCCACGGCGGCGUUGAUGCUGCGGCCCGGCAGCGCGGAGGCGGACGGCGGCGAUCACAGCUUGAAGAAGAAACUCUCUUGUCCGAAUUCGGGAAACGGCUUCUCGAAGCUUCUUCCGUCGAUGGGAUUGGAGAUCAAUAACAGCAAGCCCAAAAUACUCACCGGUGAAUUUGGUUACACUCUCGAGGAUGUCCCUCACCUCUCUGACUACAUCCCUCAUCUUCCCACUUAUCCUAAUCCGUUGCAAGACAACCCGGCAUAUGCCGCGGUUAGGCAGUUUUUUGUCGACUACGAUGACACCGUUGCAGAAAAGAUUGUGGUUCACAAGGAUACUGUAAGAGGGGUUCAUUUUAGACGUGCAGGUCCUCGCCAAAGAGUGUAUUUCGAAUGUGACGAUGUGCAGGCGUGCAUAGUGACUUGCGGGGGGCUGUGCCCCGGUCUCAACACAGUUAUCAGGGAAAUAGUAUGCGGUUUGAAUCAUAUGUAUGGUGUAAAGAGUGUUCUUGGAAUAGAUGGUGGAUACCGCGGUUUUUACUCUAAAAACACCAUAUCUCUCACGCCAAAAUCUGUCAACGACAUUCACAAACGCGGGGGAACUGUGCUAGGGACAUCUAGAGGCGGUUAUGAUACUAAAAAGAUUGUUGACAGCAUCCAAGACCGCGGAAUCAACCAGGUCUACAUUAUCGGUGGAGAUGGAACUCAGAAAGGAGCAGCAGUCAUUUUUGAGGAGAUCAGAAAGAGAGGCCUCAAAGUGGCAGUAGCUGGCAUUCCCAAAACUAUAGACAAUGACAUUCCGGUAAUCGACAGAUCCUUUGGCUUCGACUCCGCUGUGGAGGAAGCUGAGCGCGCCAUCACUGCAGCGCACGUUGAGGCCACAAGUUUUGAGAACGGCAUCGGGCUGGUGAAGCUGAUGGGGAGAUAUAGUGGAUUCAUCGCAAUGUAUGCUACGCUUGCUAGUCGGGACGUGGACUGCUGCCUGAUCCCGGAGUCGCCUUUCAUUCUAGAAGGGCCGGGAGGGCUGUUUGAGUAUAUAGAGAGGCGACUGAAAGAGGACGGCCACAUGGUUAUUGUGAUCGCGGAGGGGGCAGGGCAGGAGCUGCUCUCGCGAUCUUCGACAGCACAACAAGAUGCCUCUGGGAACAAGCUCCUACACGACGUCGGGCUGUGGAUAUCACAGAGGAUUAAGGAUCACUUCUCUAAGCAAAGAAAGAUGAACAUCAAUCUCAAGUAUAUAGUUGUGAUUAAUGAUUUUGUGGGUGCAGAUCCGACGUACAUGAUUCGCGCCAUCCCCAGCAACGCAUCGGACAACGUGUACUGCACGCUGCUGGCGCAGAGUGCGGUUCAUGGAGCCAUGGCGGGAUACACAGGGUUCACAGUAGGGCCGGUGAAUGGGAGGCAUGCUUAUAUACCCUUUGAUAGGAUCAACGAGAAACAGAACAAGGUGGUGAUCACGGACAGAAUGUGGGCGCGGCUGCUCUCGUCCACGAAUCAGCCCAGUUUCUUGAGCUCCAACCAAACUGCAUUGCCAGAUCAGUCCACGUGAUCGAUAAACCUAUGUAACUAUACUUAGAAAACAAAACAAAUGCCUGUGUAGCUCUUAGAUUACUUUGCAUUUCUUUUCUUAUGCAUAAAUAAGUGCCACGCAAAUUGUAACUAAAUAAAACAGAUUCUCGUGGAGCAACAAACAAAACAGCAGUCCAUCACUGGAACUUUUCUAAUAUUAUGUGCCUAUUCCAAGGA